This is a messenger RNA of Ictalurus furcatus (blue catfish), 2499 nucleotides long. It is a transcript of the gene pmelb, whose product is annotated as premelanosome protein b. NCBI's taxonomy places the organism in Eukaryota, Metazoa, Chordata, Actinopteri, Siluriformes, Ictaluridae. The coding region runs from base 710 to 2395 and encodes 561 amino acids. Gene Ontology annotation, biological process: melanosome organization. The transcript is spliced from 12 exons. Gene Ontology annotation, cellular component: melanosome. The record is from RefSeq and is a predicted model, not a curated record.
AGCACACUUCACAUUUCGGGUUUUGUCGAAGUGGUAAAUCCCCAAAUCUUGGCAAAUAAGAGUCACGAGUGCUGGAUUCUGAUCCUGACUUUCAAUUCCUGGCACUUUCCCCUCUGUCUUACUGUAUGACUUAUUGUUUUAUUGACAAACUAAUAUUGAAUGCUAUUCAAACCAGGAUUACAGUAUUACAUAUUCCUAAUUAACACUUUUUAAUCUUAAAUUCUUUCCAAUUUAGCAUCCGUUCAUCGUUGACCCCUAUACCACAGCCCAUUUCAACUCUCAAUUCUGAUUGGACAGGUUCAUUUUCUAUAACAGCAGCUCUGACAGUUUUGGCAAGUCACAUGUUUACAGUAUAUUAAUGCACUCGUUUUAAUACUUCAUCUUUUCUAUAGUAACAGCUAAUUUAUAGGAACUUGUUAUUUAACAAAGAAAACAUACCUGAAAAGUUGGAAUUGUUUUUCUGUUGGAAGAUAUUUCUUUAAGAUUAAUGGAAGGAGUCUCCAGUGUCGGAGAUUCACAACAGUAUGUUUUCAGGACAUGACUUUAUUUGCUUUUUGUGCUUUAUGGUUUCUCAGUAUUGUGGUGUGCUACAUUUUGUGCAGGUGAGGGAACCACUGUUUACAGUUACUUGGAGCCUAACGGGAACUAGCUUGUUUCCUGGAUAUUCCACAACAAUGAAUGGUACAAGAGGAAUGGAACACUUCGGGAGAUGGUGUUAUAUGGAAAUAAUCAACUUGGAUCAAAUCAGAAUGCAGAGCAACUCCAGAAAAGCAAGUCCAAACCCAGAUUCAUACGAUACCAGUCAUGGAACACAAAAAUGUACCCAGUGUGGAAGAAAGGAGACCCGUUGUACAGGAGCAGCUGGACAGGCGGAGAGGUGAAAUUUGAUGUCUGUAACGAUGCACCAACUCUCACUGGCGCUAAAGUCACCUUCACUAUUGACAUAAUCUUCCCAGACAACCAGGUGGCACUACCUAAUGGAGAAGUUGUUUGGGGGGAAAACUGCUUUGUAAAUGGUACCCAACGUUAUGAGGGUGAGCCCGUCUACCCUCAGGAAUCCAUUGAUGAGCAGGAUGCUGUUUUUCCUGAUGGCUCUCCGCUUAACAAGCAUGGAGACCAAAAAUCACUUUAUGUAUUUGUGUGGAAAACCUGUGGAAGGUACUGGCAGGUAUGUGAUGGUCCGUCAUCCUCUCUGACCAUCAGCACUGAAGACAUCCCUCUCGGCUCCUAUGUAAUGGAUGUGGUUAUUUAUCACUACAGAAAGAGAGAGAAAUUCAUCCCAAUUGGCUAUGCUUCCACACAGUUUUAUAUCACUGACCAGAUUCCGUUUGCUGUCACUGUCACACAAGUGAAUGAUAAAGAUGAAGGGGACCAGACAUUUAUCCAAAACCGUGCCAUUGCCUUUGCCAUUGCUGUCCAUGACCCCAGUUCCUUCCUGGCCGACUCUGACAUCACCUUUAACUGGGAUUUUGGGGACAGCAGUGGCACUGUGAUUUCAAGAGAACUCACUGUCACCCACACGUACACCAAGACUGGCUUCUUUAAACCCCACGUUGUCGUCCAGGCUGCCAUUCCAACACCAUCCUGUUCCACUCCCCCAAUUACAUCUCCAGUCACUAACCCCACUGCUGAUGCCUUUAUCUCUGAGGAGCACGCAGGGCCUGUUCAGCUUAUCUCAACUGAAAGUGCAUCUAAAGACACUGCAAAUUCGAUGGAAUGUUCCGGUUCAUCCAGUGCUGACAAAAAAACAGCUCCCCAGCUGUACACAAAUGGAGUGAUGGACAACCAAGAUACUAUUGUAAUGAAAACGUAUCAGCCACCAAAUUCUGAGCAGGACUGUGUGGUCUACCGCUACGGCUCCUUCUCCACACGGAUCACAGUUGUUGAGGGCAUUGAGGAUGUGCAGAUUGUCCAUGCGGCCGGUGCUUUUCUUGAACAAAACACUGUGGAUUUCACCAUUUCCUGCCAGGGCAGUUUGCCUACAGACAUAUGCACUGUGAUAUCCGACUGCCUUUCUCCAGGCAAGACCAUCUGCACUGCUGUAAGCGCUUUACCAGAGUGUCAGCUCGUUCUCCGACAGGUGUUCAAUGACUCUGGCAUCUUUUGUAUUAACGUGUCAAUGAGUAACGACGUCAGCCUUGCAGUCACUAGUACCAGAGUAAAUGUAAUCAUCGGUUCCAGGCUCAUCAUUACAGGAAUCGUGGCUAUGGUGCUGGGUAUCCUGACUGUUGCAUUAGCAAUAGGGACCUUUGCUUACAAGCGUCUAAAGCUCUACCAGCCUCUGUCUGAGAUCUCUGCAACUGGAAUGACAUGUUCGAUGCCUUCUCACCUCUGGAGCUUAAUAAAGCAACAGGGAGCACCGAAACAUUCAGUCGUUCUUCACAGGGCCGGGUGAACAAGCAUCUACAGCAACAGCAGAUACAGUUCAACCACUGAGCAAAUUCCAAUUCUACAGACCUUUUUCUUUUUUUUGUAGGUGUGUUUGAUUUUGCUUUUCAC